GGGGGUUUGAGGAGGCGGAGGGCAGGUGGCGAUGCGCAGACAGUGACAGCAGACAGGAGCGAGGAGGGAGAGAAGGAGGGUGAUGCAGCAGCGACUGACAAUGACGAGAAGAAGGCCAAGGCAGUGGCUGUGGCAGCGCCAGCAGGAGCGAGUCUGUUGGCAGCCGCAUCUGGUGCACCUGCAGUGAACAAGCACCUUGUGCUGGGGUACCUCAACCUCUUCUCUGACGGCGUGCACAACUUCACAGACGGCAUGUCGCUGGGCUCGGCCUUCCUCCAUCGGGGUGCUCUUGGUGGCUACUCGCGCAUGCUGUUCAUGAUCGCUCACGAGAUUCCGCAGGAGGUGGGGGACUUCGGCAUUCUGGUUCGCUCGGGUAUGGGGGUAACUCAAAGCCCUAGCGCUCAACUUCCUCUCUGCCCUCACUGCUCUGCUCGGCACUGCUGCUGCUCUCAUAUUCGGCGGGCAAGAGGCGCACUCGGGACUCAUAGAGGGCUUCACGGCAGGAGGGUUUAUCUACAUUGCAGUGGCAGGGGUCAUGCCUGACAUGCACGCACAGGGGGUUGACAUCCUCUCUACUGGCAUUCAGCUCGCUUCGCUUACAGCAGGGGUCGCUGUAGCUGUUGUGAUCUCUCUCUUAGAAUAGGGUAACUUGAAUUGAGUCACAUGGUAACUGACAUGCCCGCACAGGAAGUUGUCAUCCUCUCUACAAGCAUCCAACUCGAUUCGCUUACAGCAUGAGUCGGUGCAGCUGUUGUGACUGACUUCCCUUCUAGAGAUGGCUGCCACUGAUGGAGUGCUUGUUAGACACCGUGCAUGUGCAUCAUUACCACCAACAAUUCACCGGGUGAGCAUCAUCUGACUCUCAUGCAAUUCACUCCUGGUAGGCACGGUUCCUGAAUCCCCUUCUACAUGGGGAUACCGGUAGUUAAGCUGGGGAGCAGUGUAUUAGCAAGUGCAUAUAAAACAGCUAACUAGCUACACUUACGGAGUCAACAAGACAUCUUUAUUUCCGAGUCAGAGACCUGGGCUGCAUUGCCUGUGAUGUACAGUAUCCAACAGCAACCACUCCGAUGUUUUAGCUAGGGAGAAAAGGUGACGAAGAAAAGUGGAGUUGGACU
This is a messenger RNA of Closterium sp. NIES-67, 1118 nucleotides long. The record is from the annotation of a GenBank genome assembly. Lineage: Eukaryota; Viridiplantae; Streptophyta; Zygnematophyceae; Desmidiales; Closteriaceae.